AUAACAAAAUUUUCUUCUCGGAAGUUUUUAGUCUCACACGCUAGUUCUCCUGUUUAUUUGUUUUGCUAAAGACUUUCGUUUUCCUUCUUCUUGAAGCCAAUGGGUGGGGGAUUUGUUGCAUUGAUGUUCCUCCUUGUUUCACUAAUAAUCGUCUUAGUUGAUUUUGGUUUUUUCUCAGAAGGGUUUGUUUGGGUUGAGGCACGUACAGCCUUAAAGCCGAGCAGUUCCACAAACUUUACCAUAGAAAAUAAAUGCGAUUAUCCUGUCUGGCCGGUAAUCAAUGGCACCGCCUCUGAAUUUUCGAUCUCAACCACCUGCUUCGUCCUCAAGAAAGGAGAGGCCCGUCUCAUCAGUGUUUGCCCGGCCAAUACUCCCAACAAUACAAGAAUCAACAACGAAAGCGCAGUGGCUCCAACAACUAGUGGACUUCCCCCAGAGUCUCAACCCUUUAAAUUUCCAGCAAAAAAAAAAUCAUCAUGGAAGUCAAAGCUUAUACUUGGAAUCUCAGCAGCUUUAAUUGUGCUGAUCAUUAUUGUGGUUGUGGUAAUGUUGAGAGCAAAGAAAGUGAGAAAGAGUGAUUGGAAUGAUAAACAUGUUGAGGCGGUUGUACAGUUGAAGCGAUAUAGUUACGCAAAAAUCAAGAAGAUGACAAACUCAUUUGCGCAUCUUCUUGGGAAAGGAGGAUACGGAACUGUCUAUAAAGGAAAGUUACUGGAUGAUGGCCGAGAUGUUGCAGUAAAGAUUUUGAAGGAGUCAGAGGGAAAUGGAGAAGAGUUUCUCAACGAAGUGGCUAGCUUAAGUAGAACAUCUCAUGUUAAUAUUGUUUCUCUUCUUGGAUUCUGUUAUGAAAGGAACAAGAGAGCUAUAAUCUAUGAGUUCAUGCCAAAUGGAUCCCUAGAUAAGUUUAUUUCCGAGAAUAUGUCAGUGAACUUGGAAUGGGAAAGGUUGUACGACAUUGCGAUGGGUGUCUCUCGUGGCCUAGAGUAUUUGCAUAAUGGUUGUGUAUCGAGGAUUGUGCAUUUCGAUAUAAAGCCUCAUAAUAUACUCCUGGACAAAGAUCUUUGCCCAAAGAUUUCGGAUUUUGGUCUUGCUAAGCUCUGUAAAAAUAAGGAGAGCAUCAUGUCGAUGCUAGAUGCAAGAGGAACAGCAGGAUACAUUGCCCCUGAAGUCUUUUCAAAGAAUUUUGGGGGAGUUUCGCAUAAGUCAGAUGUGUAUAGUUAUGGGAUGGUGGUUCUUGAGAUGAUUGGAGCAAGAAAUAUAGAAAAAGUUGUACAUUCUGGAUCCAACAGUAGUUCAAUGUACUUUCCAGAUUGGAUUUAUAAGGAUUUUGAAAGGGAAGAUUUGAUGACGAUUUUUGGUGAUCGUAUAACAGAAGAAGAAGAGAAAAUUGCAAGGAAAAUGGUAUUGGUUGGUCUGUGGUGUAUUCAGACCAAUCCAUCUCAUCGUCCAGCAAUGAUCAAAGUCAUUGAAAUGUUAGAGGGGAAUCUAGAGGCUCUCCAGGUUCCACCUAAACCUCUCUUGUGUUUACCUGCAACAACGGUUCCACAAAUUGUUGAAGAUAGUAAUGAGACUUCAAGCUUCUCCUGGCCAAGUCAGUUUGAAAGAGGCACUGUCACUGGUGAAGAUACUUUACGCAUUUCUGAAGAAGACAUAGUUCAAUGUUCCAGCUCCUAAACUAAAGUCAACAUAUAGACUGAAUCUGUUACAACUUUCGAGAUCUUGAGAUAUUUUUGUUGGUUAUUUUUGAAAAAAAUUCUGAUUUGAUUGUGCUAAUUACAUGCUUAUGAGAUUAUGCUUUUAUGCAGACACGCAAACAUCGUUGGUUAAUGUGGAUAAAAAACGGAAGCUACUUUCUGUUGUUUUUUU
Raphanus sativus (radish) is the source of this 1866-nucleotide messenger RNA. Its product is annotated as PR5-like receptor kinase. The record is from RefSeq and is a predicted model, not a curated record. The coding region runs from base 100 to 1674 and encodes 524 amino acids. Gene Ontology annotation, molecular function: protein kinase activity; ATP binding. Gene Ontology annotation, biological process: protein phosphorylation. The transcript is spliced from 5 exons. Lineage: Eukaryota; Viridiplantae; Streptophyta; Magnoliopsida; Brassicales; Brassicaceae.